Molecule: messenger RNA, 1775 nt
Organism: Dinoponera quadriceps
Lineage: Eukaryota; Metazoa; Arthropoda; Insecta; Hymenoptera; Formicidae
Product: cuticle protein 16.5, isoform B-like
Exons: 2
Coding region: 478-1251 (257 amino acids)
Source: RefSeq, a predicted model, not a curated record
CCCAGCUCUAAAAUCGUUACAGUUGCAUUUGUCACCUAUUGACAGCUGUUGACUCACACGUUGGGCAAUCGGGGAUCGCCGGGGGCGAAACGAAAGCGAAAAGUAAUUAUAAGUGUCGCACCCUCAGACACGGGCGACGUUUUCUAAGAAAUCGCUCCGAUACCCAGAUGCGCGAUCUUAAUUUCGUGGCCACGCCACGCCCGGAAUUCACUCGCGUUCCCCCUUCCCGCUCCCUCCUCGAGCGACUAUCUCACCUCUCCUUUGCACUCUCGUAUGCUCCUUUCUUAAUGAUUUCCCACAAAGAAGUCCCAUACACAUAUCCCUCUCUCGGUUGACCAUGCCCAAUCACUUCGAACUCGGUGGAGGUAGUGCCCAAAAUUCGAUCGAACCCCCGGACAACCUCACCCGCGUAUAAAUAGUGGCCGACGGCCGCCAAACUGGCAGAACUCAGUAGUUGUUCCACUUCAGACGAACGAAAUGGCAUUCAAGUUCAUAGUACUCGCAGCCUUCGUGGCGGUGGCAAGCGCCGGCGGGCCGGCGGCUUACGACAUCGGCACGCUGUCCGCCGACCACAACAGCAUCGGCUACAGCCAGGAGUCCACGCAGAAGGGUUACGCCGGCCAGAACGUGGUGUCGACGUACAGCCGGGCCGAGGACUCCGCGCACUCGUCGGUCCGCGUGAGCAACAGCCACGUGAGCAACGACGCCCUGCUGGAGCAGCACGCGAUCGGUUACGCCGCGCCGACCUUGGCCAAGAGCGCGUACCUCGCCCAGCCCGUCCUCGCCAAAGCGGCUUACGCCGCGCCGGUGCUCGCCAAGACCGCUUACGCGUCGUCCGCUUACGCGCCGUCCGCUUACGGAUACGCCGCGCCGGUCCUCGCCAAAACCGCUUACGCGUCCCCCGCUUACGGAUACGCCGCGCCGGUGAUCGCCAAGACCGCGUACGCCGCGCCGUACAGUUACAGCAGCCCGAUCGUAGCCAAGACCUACGCGGCCGCCCCGCUGGUGACCAAGGCCGCCUACACCACCUACGCCGCGCCGGCCGCCCCUCUGGUCGCGAAAGCCGCUUACGCCGCGCCCGUCGCCCCGGUCUUAGCUAAGACCGCGAUCGCAGCACCGGCCGCCCUCACGUACGCCGCUCAUGCCGCCCCGGUAGUCGCCAAGACCUACGCCGCUCCGUACUCGUACGAGACCGCCGCCCCGGUGGUGCACGCCACCUUCAGUGGCUUCGGCACCAGCUACGCCUGGUAAACGAACGUCCCCUCGUGUCUGCCACGACGACCGUUCCUUAGUAACAGGUGUCUCUCGUGUUUCGGUCUUCUCUCCCUCGAACUCUCCACGACGUUACCAUAUCUUCCCCGGCACACGCACCGUUUCCUUCGUUCGCAACGUAGCUGUGUAUAUAAUAUAUUUAUAGCGAUAUUUAUAUUUAUAUACCGCGCUCUACACAGACACAUACAUACGCGCGCUCACACACUCCGCCCUCCGUAAGCACGAACACUUGAGCGAAUCGUAAGUUACGCAACGUACUUUGAAAUACAUGUAUACUUUUGUACCCGGCGCGAAUAUUUCGGUUUUAGCAAUAAAGCUAGGAGUUUUAAGUGUAUAUUAGGUGUGAAGGAAUAAACCGAAAUUAUACAAGCGACGAUAAAGGGUGUCUACGAGCUUUCAAAGUUACCCCGAGGAAAGCAAUCGAUCCGAUUGAAGUCCCGAAGUAAAGAUCAUCCUCUCGAUUCCUCGUUGCCUUUGCUCUCACGUGUGUUUCAAAGUCCGCA